Rotaria sp. Silwood2 is the source of this 918-nucleotide messenger RNA. The record is from the annotation of a GenBank genome assembly. NCBI's taxonomy places the organism in Eukaryota, Metazoa, Rotifera, Eurotatoria, Philodinida, Philodinidae.
AUGAAACGUAUCGUAGAAAAUCGUGUGCAAUUUUGGCAAGACCCAGUCAAGCGAAUACCAACGAAGGCACAACAAACGACAUCAACACAAGAAUCAACCAAUACUGAUAAAACAUCAUUUUCUACUAAUAAAGAGCCAAUAGCAACUACUACAGAAGUACUAUCAAAUGAUGAUAAUAUAAAUAACGAAGUUCAUAUUCUACUUUGUGGUGGUCCGAAAGUAGGAAAAUCGAUGUUAAUUAAUGCUCUUUGUGGUUGUCCCGUAGCUAAAGUAAAAACAAUGGGUCUCGAUCGAUGUACGCAAAAAACAAGCUAUUAUCAAUUAGAUAACAUUUACUUCUGGGAUACGCCUGGUAUCCAGCAUUGGUCUAAUAUAGAUAUCGACUCAUAUCUCAAAGCAUCUACACGAUGUCAAAAACCAUUAUGUAUGUUCUAUUGCGCUUCACCCGGUUCAUUUACUAAACUGAAACAACUUGAAAUGCUACUCGAUGAAUGCAUUUAUCAACGACAUAUUUUCUGUGUACUUGUAGUGACAAACAUGUUUGCUAAUGUUAAUCGACAUGCAAUUCUCAACGAAUUUAAAACACUUUUAAGUAGAUAUGUUGAUCACAGUCAACAAAUACGAGAAGAACACGGAGUAUAUUAUUAUGGACAAGUUGGACUAUGUACUAUGGUUAAUAGUCGAGAAUAUGUUGAUGAAGAUACAAAUCGACGGCAACCACAGCAAGGUAUAAAUGAGUUAGUUAUGGCUUUAACAAAGUCGUUCAGCAGAACUCGUCAAUUAGGUGGUUGGCUACGAGCCAUCGAGAAAAAUACACAAUUUUGGUUGGAAAAACAAGAAGAAAUUUUUAGACUCAUAAAAAGAUCAGAUGAUAUAUGCUUGUCUGAGAUUAUUUCGAACAUUGAAGCACAAAAAUAA